Messenger RNA from Solenopsis invicta (red fire ant), 1944 nucleotides. RefSeq lists its product as uncharacterized. Lineage: Eukaryota; Metazoa; Arthropoda; Insecta; Hymenoptera; Formicidae. The transcript has 2 exons. Bases 1 to 1944 code for a protein of 647 amino acids. The record is from RefSeq and is a predicted model, not a curated record.
AUGGUCGGCCCUACAAUUCAGGACGAUCUGUUCUCGAUAUUAACUAGAUUCCGCUCCUUCAAGUACGCCUUGACUGCUGAUGUGAUAAAAAUGUACAGACAGGUACUGAUAGAUCCUGCACAAACUCCUCUCCAACGCAUUUUCUGGCGUGAUUCUCAAGACAAACCAAUCCGAACUUACGAACUUCUUACCGUUACGUAUGGUACUGCAUCUGCUGCCUUUUUGGCUAUUCGAUCUCUAAGAAAGCUAGCUGAAGACAAUUCCGUUAAAUAUCCAAUCGGCUCCAGGACAGUGCUAAACGACUUCUACGUCGACGACUUGGUUUCUGGAGCAGAAACUUUGCAAGAAGCGCUUGCGAUUAAAACAGAAACGUCUCAAUUACUGCUAGAGGGUCUAUUUGAGUUGCACAAAUGGUCUUCCAACGAUUCGGCUCUACUAGAUAACCAAACCCUGUCACAUCAAAAGGAAUUUGUCUUGUCUACUGAUAAGGAAUCUGAGACACGAGCACUGGGCCUUAUUUGGAAUUGCAGCUCUGAUAAUUUUAAAUUCUCCAACUCCACAUCUUUACCACUGUUACAAACGCCAACUAAAAGAAGCAUACUCUCAAGAAUCGCUUUAAUAUUUGAUCCUCUUGGAUUGCUUGGGCCUUCUACAGUCAUCGCUAAACUUAUCAUUCAAGAACUUUGGCGUUUAAGACUGGAUUGGGACGAAUCACUACCUCUCGAUAUUGACACGAAAUGGAAGCGCUACGAAUUUGAGCUAUCAACAGUAACAGACAUAUCAAUACCACGUCGAGUCAUCUCAUUAGAUCAGUACAUCAAUUUAGAGCUUCAUGGUUUUUCUGAUGCCAGCGAGCUUGCCUAUGGAGCGUGCAUCUACUAUAUUUGCGUGCUACUGGCAUUGAUGCUCACUAAUAAGGUUUUAAAAAGCCUAACAUGCAAAAUUGAAUCUGUUUACCUGUGGACUGAUUCCACCAUUGUACUAGCUUGGCUACAGUCUUUUAGUCGCACUUGGACUCCAUUUGUUGCCAACCGCGUUGGUGAAAUCCAACAAUUAACUACUAUUCAAGACUGGCACCACGUCAGUAGUAAAGACAACCCAGCUGAUCUAUUGUCCAGAGGCAUUUCUCCUGCAUCAUUACCUCAGUCACAACUCUGGUGGUCAGGACCCUCCUGGUUAAAUCUCAACAAAGAAGAUUGGCCUCAAUUUCCAUAUUCAACAAACCACCAGGACAUACCUGAAGCCAAAUCCAUUGCCAUCGCCACAGCCACCACCGAAAAGGUUUUCAACAUUUUUGAACAAUUUUCAAGUCUUAUGAAGCUUCUUCGUGUUGUAUCAUACAUUUUUCGAUUUUACAACAAGUUGAAACAAAGGAUCAAACAUACUGAAGCUUCUCAUGUCUACAGCAUCUCACCUAAUGAAAUAGCCCAUUCUAUUCAAGUUUUGACAAGGCUUAUUCAACAAGAGUAUUUCUCUAAAAAACUAGAAUUACUUGCAAAACAGCAAAAUCUUAAUAAGAAUAGCUCUAUUUUACGACUAAAUCCAUUCAUCGACGAAAUAGGGAUUUUAAGAGUUGGUGGUCGACUCAAAUUUUCUCAUCUUCCUUAUGACGCUAAGCAUCCUAUACUGCUUCCUGGUCGCCAUCCCUUUUCGCGUCUCAUUGUUAUUCACGAACAUCAGAGACACUUCCACGCAGGCCCUCAAGCAACAUUGUCUGCUGUACGUCAAAAUUAUUGGCUCGUUUCUGCUAGAGAUGUUACCCGACAAAUCAUACGCAAUUGCAUUGUCUGCAUUCGCAGAUCUCCAAAAAUGGCUUCUACAUUAAUGGGAAACCUUCCUAAACAUAGAAUUACAGUGCCUGAACGGCCUUUUUUCAUAUGUGGCAUUGAUUAUGCUGGUCCUUUUUACAUUAAGGAACCGAAAUCGCAAAAAACGCAAAAUUAG